This is a messenger RNA of Pongo pygmaeus (Bornean orangutan), 12814 nucleotides long. Its product is annotated as zinc finger protein 724. The coding region runs from base 505 to 2364 and encodes 619 amino acids. NCBI's taxonomy places the organism in Eukaryota, Metazoa, Chordata, Mammalia, Primates, Hominidae. Gene Ontology annotation, biological process: regulation of transcription by RNA polymerase II. Gene Ontology annotation, molecular function: RNA polymerase II cis-regulatory region sequence-specific DNA binding; DNA-binding transcription factor activity, RNA polymerase II-specific. The transcript has 4 exons. The record is from RefSeq and is a predicted model, not a curated record.
GAAGCCAGGAAGAUCAUAAAAACUGAAAUUUUAAAAUUAUUGUUAUUAUAUAUUUUUCAUUUGUGAAUAGCCAUAUAGUAUGUUAUUUAUAAAUACAUGAAACCUCAUACACGAGGUUAAAUGCAAAUACCCUCCGGGGUGGGCUCAGCUCAGGGAGGAAGCCCUGCCUGAAAAGGCUGCAGCUUAGGCUGUCACUCUUUCUUCAUUCAGUCCAGUAUUUGGUCAGGUCUUCUGUCACUUAAGGCCUGAAGGGGCCGGGCCUUAGAUGUUUUCCAAUCAGGGACGCUGAGCUGGGGACUGUCCAAUCAGGCACGCAGCUGGAGCGGACAGGGCGGCUUCCGGGAUUUGGCGGGGCCUUUGUCUCUCGCUGCAGCUGGAGCUCCUGGUCUCUUCUUCCCUGCUCUGUGUCCCCUGUUCCUAGAGGCCCAGCCUCUGUGGCCCUGUGACCUGCAAGUAUUGGGAGAUCCACAGCUAAGACGCCAGGGCCCCCCUGGAAGCCUAGAAAUGGGACCAUUGACAUUUAUGGAUGUGGCCAUAGAAUUCUCUCUGGAGGAGUGGCAAUGCCUGGACACUGCACAGCAGAAUUUAUAUAGGAACGUGAUGUUAGAGAACUACAGAAACCUGGUCUUCCUGGGUAUUGCUGUCUCUAAGCCAGACCUGAUCACCUGUCUGGAGCAAGGCAAAGAGCCCUGGAAUAUGGAGAGACAUGAGAUGGUGGCCAAACCCCCAGGUAUGUGUUGUUAUUUUGCCCAAGACCUUUGGCCAGAGCAGAGCAUAAAAGCUUCUUUCCAAAGAAUAAUACUGAGAAAAUAUGAAAAAUGUGGACAUCACAAUUUACAGUUAAAAAAAGGCUAUAAAAGUGUGGAUGAAUAUAAGGUGCACAAAGGAAGUUAUAAUGGAUUUAACCAGUGUUUGACAACUACCCAGAGCAAAAUAUUUCAAUGUGAUAAAUAUGUGAAAAACUUUCAUAAAUUUUCAAAUUCAAAUAGACAUAAGACUGAAAAGAAUCCUUUUAAAUGUAAAGAAUGUGGCAAGUCAUUUUGUGUUCUUUCACACCUAACUCAACAUAAAAGAAUUCACACUACUGUCAAUUCCUACAAACUUGAAGAAUGUGGCAAGGCCUUUAAUGUGUCCUCAACCCUUUCUCAACAUAAGAGAAUUCAUACAGGACAGAAACACUACAAAUGUGAAGAAUGUGGCAUAGCCUUUAACAAGUCCUCACACCUUAACACACAUAAGGUAAUUCAUACUGGAGAGAAAUCCUACAAAUGUGAAGAAUGUGGAAAAGCUUUUAACAUAUCCUCACACCUUACUACACAUAAGAUAAUUCAUACUGGAGAGAAUGCCUACAAAUGUAAAGAAUGUGGCAAAGCUUUUAACCAAUCGUCAACCCUUACUAGACAUAAGAUAAUUCAUGCUGGAGAGAAGCCCUACAUAUGUGAACAUUGUGGCAGAGCUUUUAACCAAUCCUCGAACCUUACUAAACAUAAGAGAAUUCAUACUGGUGAUAAACCUUAUAAAUGUGAAGAAUGUGGCAAAGCCUUUAAUGUGUCCUCAACCCUUACUCAACAUAAGAGAAUUCAUACUGGAGAGAAACCUUACAAAUGUGAAGAGUGUGGCAAAGCCUUUAACGUGUCCUCAACUCUUACUCAACAUAAGAGAAUUCAUACUGGAGAAAAACCAUACAAAUGUGAAGAAUGUGGCAAAGCCUUUAACACAUCCUCACACCUUACCACACAUAAGAGAAUUCAUACCGGAGAGAAACCCUACAAAUGUGAAGAAUGUGGCAAAGCCUUUAACCAGUUCUCACAGCUUACUACACAUAAGAUAAUUCAUACUGGAGAGAAACCCUACAAAUGUAAAGAAUGUGGCAAAGCUUUUAAGCGGUCCUCAAACCUUACUGAACAUAGGAUAAUUCAUACUGGAGAGAAACCCUACAAAUGUGAAGAAUGCGGCAAAGCUUUUAACCUAUCCUCACACCUUACAACACAUAAGAAAAUUCAUACUGGAGAGAAACCCUACAAAUGUAAAGAAUGUGGCAAAGCUUUUAACCAAUCCUCGACACUUGCUAGACAUAAGAUAAUUCAUGCUGGAGAGAAACCCUACAAAUGUGAAGAAUGUGGCAAAGCUUUUUACCAAUACUCAAACCUUACUCAACAUAAGAUAAUUCAUACUGGAGAGAAACCCUACAAAUGUGAAGAAUGUGGCAAAGCCUUUAACUGGUCCUCAACUCUCACUAAACAUAAGGUAAUUCAUACUGGAGAGAAACCCUACAAAUGUAAAGAAUGUGGCAAAGCUUUUAACCAAUGCUCAAACCUUACUACACACAAGAAAAUUCAUGCUGUAGAAAAAUCUGACAAGUAAGAAGAAUGGACCAGGCGCGGUGGCUCACACCUGUAAUCCCAGCACUUUGGGAGGCCAAGGCGGGUGGAUCACAAGAUCAAGAGAUUGAGACCAUCCUGGCCAACGAAGAGAAUUACUGGAGAGAAACCGUACAAACCUGAAAGAUAUAACAAUGCAGUUGACAACACCUCAACAUUUCUAAACACCUUUAAAUGGUUGUCACACUUGAUUGUAGGUAAAAUAUACUAGAGGAAACCUCUACAAGUGUGAAGAAUGUGGCAAAACUUUUAACCCAUGCUGACACUUUAUUGGACAGGAAAUGAUGUAUACUUGAGAAAAAUUAUGCAAAUGUAAAGAAUGUGAAGAAGCCAUUAAUAUCUGUUCACAUCUUAUUCAAUAUCAGAGAUUUCAUACUUAAUAGAAGCAUUAAAAAUGAAAUUACUGUCAAUAGAUUUUUCAGAAAAUAUAAGCCUUUAAAGUGAAGAAGAGUAUUUAUUUUGAAGACAAGCAUUAAAAUAUCAAGAGUGUAAGCUGGGCAUGGUGGCUCACGCCUGUAAUUUCAGCACUUUGGAGGCCAAGGCGGGUGGUUCACUUGAGGUCAGAAGUUCAAGACCAGCCUGGCCAACAUGGUGAAACUCCGUCUCUACCCAAAAUACAAAAAUUAGGUGGGUGUGGUGGUGCAUGGCUAAUCCAGCUAUUCGGUGGUUAAGACAGGAGAAUCGCUUGAACCUGGGAGGCAGAGGUUGCAGUGAGCUGAGUUUGUGCCACUGCACUCCAGCCUGGACACUCCAGCUGCACUCCAUCUCAAAAAAAACAAAAAACAAAAAAACUAAUAUGAAGAGUGUUGUGGUACCAUUACUUGUAUUACAGAUCUUAUUUUACACAUUUUAUACUAGAGGAAAACCCUGAAGUAGUUGCUCCACCUUUCUUCAACAUCAGAUAAUUUAUCUUGAAGAAAAUCGCUGCAAAGGUAAUAAAUUUGGAAAAACAGUUUUUUUUACAAACUACAGCCUAGGAAACACCAGAGAGUUCAUACUAAAAUAUAUUUUUGCAGAUGCAGUAAUAUAAAAAAUUAGUUAUUUGAAAAAAUUAAGUCUGUAAAUAUCAAUUCAGAGUAGAUAUAUCUAGGGAACUGACACUUCAGACAGUACACUAAAUCAGAGGGCUGAGUUUAGAAAAUAAUUCAAAACUGAAGUUUGUACAUAAAUAUUUUGUAUAUAACUUUAAAAAGUGUAUAAGAUAUUUUGGAGAGUUAUUACAUUCAAAGUACAGUUUUUUUUGUUUGGUUUGGUUUUUUUUUUUGAGAUGGAGUCUUGCUCCCAUCAUGCAGGAUGGAGUGCAGUGGUGCUAUCUCGGCUCACUGCAACCUCCACCUCCACGUCCCAGGUUCAGGUGAUUCUCCUGCCUCAGCCUCCUGAGUAGCUGGGAUUACAGGCACGCACCACCAUGCCUUGCUAAUUUUUAGUAUUUUUAGUAGAGACAGGGUUUCACCAUGUUGGCCAGGCUUUACUUUUUUUUUUUAGACAAAGUCUUGCUCUGUCACCCAGGUUGGAGUGCAGCCUCCGCCUCCCAGUUCAAGUGAUUCUCCUGCUUCAGCCUCCCAAGUAGCUGGGAUGACAGGCAGGAACUAACACGCCUGGCUAAUUUUUGUAUUUUUAGUAGAGAUGGGGUCUUGGCCGUUGGGCAGGUUGAACCCCUGACCUCAGGUGAUCCACCUGCCUCAGCCUCCCAAAGUGCUGGCAUGAGCCACUGUGUCCACCAAAGUAUACUUUUUUCUUGAGAAAAUUUUAUAGACUUUUUAAAUAUGUGAAUAAUGAUGUAAUUCAACUCUCAAAUUCAUGCUGUUUCUUUAUUCCUAUUGUAUUCACAUGUGAAGGUAUGUGAUGAAUUGUUCCUGCAUGAAAGAUAUGAGAGAUUCUUUUUUAUUAGGUGGGCGUUAUAUAUUAUCUCUUCUAUGAAAGAGUAAAGACAUUAAAAUGUAAGAUGUAUGAUGAAAAUCUAAGUAGGGAUGCUCUUUGUGGUUAACUUAUAAUAUUGAGCAAUGCAUGAAGUAGGUGUUCAGUUUAAUACUCUACACUAUGAGAGAAAAAUAUUUUUAAUUUUAGUUAAAAUUUAAUUAAUAGUGUAUUAUUUUACUAAUUGUACUUUUAUGUGAUACAAUCCAGUACAUUUUAAAACUUUGAAAUUAUGUGUAGACUUAACUUUUUAAUUUAACAUUUUUAACAUGUUAAAUAGUAUUGUGCAUUCAGUGAAGCAUUAUUUUGCCACUAACCUUAACCCAUUCCACCUUACUCAAGAGUGUAGGUAAAAGAUGGUAACAAUAUAUUAUUUGUUAACAUAAUAAAGUAGUAUUUGUAGUAAUCUUUUUUGCUAGUGGCUUUAAACUGCAAAGAAGUUAAAGAAUGUUGUUCCUGUAUGUUAAGUUUUUAUUUUUUCUUUCUCAUUUAAAUUUACUUAAUAUUUUUGGGUACAUAGUAUGUGUAUAUAUUUAAAUCACAUAUGGCAUAUUUUGAUACAUACAUACAAUAUAUAAUAAUCACCUCAUGGUAAAUUAGGUAUCUAUCACUUCUAGCAUUUAUCCUUUGUAUUACAGAAAAUUUAAUUUUACACUUUUUGUUACUUUAAAAUGUACAACUAAACUGUUACCGACUGCCUUACCUCUAGCAUUUAUCCUUUGUAUUACAGAAAAUUUAAUUUUACACUUUUUGUUAGUUUAAAAUGUACAACUAAACUGUUACUGAUGGCCGGACACCGUGGUUCAUGCCUGUAAUCCUAGCACUUUGGGAGGCCGAGGCAGGUGGAUCACCUGAGUUCAGGAGUUCAAGACCAGCAUUGCCAACAUGUUGAAACCCUGUCUGUACUAUAAAUAGAAAAGUUAGCCAGGCAUGGUGGUGAGUGCCUGUAAUCCCAGUUACUCAGGAGUCUGAGGCAGGAGAAUCGCUUGAACUUUGGAGGUGGAGGUUGUGGUGAGCUGAGAUCGUGCCACUGCACUCCAGCCUGGGUGGCAGAGCAAGACUGUGUCUCAAAAUGAAUAAAUAAAUAGACAUUGACUACAGGGUAAUUUCUAUGAUUAUAUUAUUUAGAAGUAUGAAUAAAAUGCAUACAUUUGUGAGACUUGAAUACAUAUUUUAAUAAAUUUCUUACAUAUUUUUAUUUGAACAUGUGGCCUCUCUGCCUGCAAACACAAAGACUUUUAAUUUUGAUUUACAUAAAGUUAAAAAUAUGCAUGUAUUACUCUAAAGAUAAACCUUAGGAAAGAAAAUUAUGGAGUGAGUGUGUUUGUAUGAGCAUGAGUUUGUACCUAUUUUCAGAAGAAUAGAGCAAUAUCAGAACAAAUCAUUUUAAUAAGGUGAUUAAUUUGCUAGAUAGUAAAAACCUCAAAAAUGCUGAAAGCAAAUUUAUGCUCUCAGCUUUGUAUUAAAUUCAUUACUGUAAAAACUUAUGGCUUAUUGUUCAGAAUCUCGCCAUACAAACUCUUUGCCUGGCACUCAUGCCAAACCUAUAAUUUUCUUGUUAUAAUUUUUUGUUUUAUAGUGUAUGAAGUAUCCAUUACAUGAGCUGGUCGUGAUUAUAAGAAUUUUUUGUAAAAUUCAGUAGUGCACAUAAUUUUUGGAAGUAAUUCCAUAACUAAUGUAUUGUUAUAUUUUAUUUAGAACAUUCCAUUUUGUUCUUUUAGUUGCAGAUGCCUGUAUAAGCCUACUUUUCUUUAGUUAUUGUCCUUUUUAUAGAUGACAUAAGUGAAUUUACUUAUUUAUUGAGUCUUUUUUUUAGGUAAGUUCUAGGGAAGUUUCAUAAGUCAUGAGAAUGUUUUUAUAUAUAAAUGUAUCAAAGAAACAUGACAGUGAGGCCAGAUACGGUGGCUCAUGCUUGUAAUCCCUGCACUUUGGGAGGCCAAGGUGGGCAGAUCACCUGAGGCCAGGAGUUCAAGACCAGCCUGGCAAACAUGGCACAACCCCAUCUCUACUAAAAAUACAAAAAUUAGCUGUGUGUGGUGACACGCGCCUGAAAUCUCAGCUAUUCGGGAGGCUGCGGCAGGAGAAUCGCUUAAUCCCAGGAGGUGGAGGUUGCAGUGAGCUGAGAUCGCGCCACCGCAUUCCAGCCUGGGUGGCAAAGCGAGACUCCUCAAAAAAAAAAAAAAAAAAAAAAAGACACUGCUUGCUGCGUAACUGAUGCUCCAUAAUAAGCCAUAAAUAUUUCUGCUGGGGUUAGUUGUAACUUCAAAUCAGCCGUUUUUGGUCUUUUUUUUGGUUCCUGCUGCAUUGGAGUAUGUGUCUGUUUUUCUUCAAUUACCAUACUAUUUUAGCUAAUAUAGCUUUUUUAGUAUAUUUCAAAGUCAGGUAGGGUGAUAUCUUCACCCUUUUUUAUUUUGUUUUUUCUUUUUUUGUUUUAAGACGAAGUCUCGCACAUUCUCCCAGGCUGGAGUGCAGUGGCACAAUCUCGGCUCACUGCAAGCUCCGCCUCCCGGGUUCACGCCAUUGUCCUGCCUCAGCCUCCUGAGUAGCUGGGACUACAGGCGCCCGACACCACGCCCAGAUAAAUUUUUGUAUUUUUAGUAGAGACGGGGUUUCACCGUGUUAGUCGGGAUGGUUUCAAUCUCCUGACCUCGUGAUCCACCCGCCUUUUCCUCCCAAAGCACACUUUUUUUUUUUCUUUAUUGCUUUGGCUACUUUGGGUCUUCUGUGGUACAAUAUAAAUUUUAGAUAUAUGUUUUAAAAUUUAUACCAGUGUGUCACUGGUAUUUUCAUAGAGGUUGCAUUAUGUCUGUAGAUAAUUUUGUGUAAUACAGAUAUUUAACAAUAAUAAUGCUAAUUCAUUUAUAGGUAAUAUUUUUCCGUUUGUGUAUUAUUUAAUUUUGUACUUCAGUAUUGUUUAGAUUAUAAUGCACAGGUUUUUCCACUUUUUGGUUAAAUUUAUUUCAAAGUAUAAUUACUACAGUUAUUGUAGAUUCAAUUUUCUUUUUUUUUUUUUUUUUUGAGAUGGAGUCUUUCUGCUGCUCAAGUUGGAGUGCAGUGGCACAAUUGCACUCUGCCUCAGCCUCCUAAGUAGCUGGGACUACAGGCACGUGCCACCACAUCUGGCUAAUUUUUGUAUUUUUAGUAGAGACUAGGUUUCACCAUGUUGGUCAGGCUGGUCUCAAACUCCUGACCGCAUUAUCCACCUGUGAAAUUUUGCUAAAUUUCUGAAUUAGAGAAAGAAAACUUUUUUUCUAGUAAAAUCAUAAACGUCUUAUGGCCAUAUCCCAAAAAUGACGAAGCAGAGAAUGUAGGUUAUUUAAGACCGUGCUGCGGGCCGGGCACCGUGGCUCACACCUGUAAUCCCAGCACUUUGGGAGGCUGAGGCGGGCUGAUCAUGAGGUCAGGAGUUUGAGACCAGCCUGACCAACAUGGUGAAACCUCAUCUCUACUAAAAAUAGAAAAACUAGCAGCCUGUGGUGGCACGUGCCUGUAAUCCAGCUACUCAGGAGGUUGAGGCAGAAGAAUCACUUGAACCCAGGAGGCAGAGGUUGCAGUGAGCUGAGAUCAUGCCCGUUGCACUCCAGUCUGGUCGACAGAGCAAGAUUCUGUCUCAAAAAAAAAAAGCUGCUGCAAAUGCUCAUUCCAUCACAACCAUGCUAGUGAAAAAAGAAAUAAUGGGUUAGAAGGUAAUUUUAGAGUAUAUCUCUUACUCUUUUGCCCUGUAAAAUUUUUGUAUUUAUUACUUGCCAUAUAGAAGUCUGUACUUCAACAAAAGAUGCCAUUAAUUUCAAGUAAAUACGCUCCCACAUAUAUUCUCCCUAGAAAGGUACUGGUGUAUUUCCAGUCAAGUUGUAGCAUUUCUGGCCUUUUUUGUGCUGCUGUGUUUGUGUGAAAUAAGGCAGGAAGUAAAGCGGAGUCAACCAUGACAUUUCUUGUUCCUAAAGCCACAGCCUCUAAAAUUUAAUGUUACGUCAACUAGAAAUAAUGACAGUAUUUAAGAACUAAAAGAAAAUUCUUUGUAUUUUUUACAGUUUAUAAAAAUUUAUUUUUGAAUUAUAAGUUAAACAACUUAAACAUGCAGAUACCUAAAAGUGUCAUCUAGGUGAUAGUAUUAAUAUUUUAAUAGCUUAUAGUUGUGAGUCACAAUUGCCCCAUUGGGUUUACUGAAAAGCAGUUAUUUAUCUUGUAUGUGUGAAUGGAGAAUAGGCUUUUUAUAAUCCUAAGCAUACAGAUCUUUUAAGAUUAGCGCUAUGUUUAGAUCUGAAUAAAAUUUAUAGGCUUAUAAUAACAGAAAUUUUAAUACUUUUUUCUAAUAGAAGUGAAAAACAGUAGAAGUCAUUUAUUAAAAUGAGUUUAAAAGAAACUUCACAUGUAUUUAUUAAAUAACAUUUAAACCACAUUGUAAGUUACUGAUCAGUAAUUUCAAUCUAUUUUAUUUUAGUAACUGAAAAAGCAUAACAUUCUUUAAUUAUUCAAUAAGAAACAGUAUUCUUAUUAGUGUUUCUGAAAGCAACUGUAGACCACUCAGUGGAUGACAAGUUUCAUGCAGACAACAAGUUUUCUAUAUAAUAAUAGGCUCAUUUUAACUUUAAAUAUAAACACUCAUUAUUUCAAAAGUAAAAUUAAUGGUUCUUUUAAGUCAUAAGAGGAAUAAUGUUAUAAUUCACUUACUGAAGUGUUUGUCUCAGACUUUGUAAUGAAUACUUUAAACCAAAAAUUAAGUUCUACAUACUAUCUAUGGAUAAAAAGAAGUGGUUUGUAAAUUUAUCUUUAUUUUUACUAAAUUAAAAAAUUUAAAGCCAAAAUGUUAGGUCAGGAUUUAAAACAAGCAUUGGGUGACAGGGUGUUGGGCGUAAUGGUUAGAUUGAAACUCGGUAUCAGCUGGUUACUGAUUGCAUCCCCAACUUUAGGGUUUUGGUAAAAUUAAAGCAAUUAAUGCAAAUAAAGGUGCCCGAAGAGCACCCAGCAUACAGCUCUCAUUUGUUGAUUCUGUUAGAUCAUGAUCAAUGUGAAGCCUAAAAACAAGGUGGCCACAUCAGUGGUUUGUAACCCAUGUUUAUUCUAGUCAGUCAGUCUGGGGCUAUAUAUAAUAGUAGUUGAAUGUUUAUAAUACUACCCUUGGAAAAUUCCCAUAUAUUCACACCCAGCAUGGAUAUAAAUAUGGAAAGAUUUCUCAUUGAGUAAUUCUCUUCAGCACUCCAGUAACACUAGACAAAUAAGCACCUAAAUGCCGAGUGUUUGUCAGUUUUAAAAUUAGAAAAGAAGGCAAGUUGUUUUCUUGUCUACCUGUUUAAUAAAUUUUUUAUUGCCAAGUAUAUAUGUUCAUUUGAUUUAAUACUUUGAAAUGUAGUUUAAAAUAUAUAUUCAAAUAACUUUAACAAGUGAAGGAAUAGUUUAUUUACAAAUGUAGAAAUAAUGGUACUCUAAGCAGUUACUUUAGAGUCUUUUAUAGUAUUGUAUUUUGAACAUUAAAAAUAAACAUUUUAUUCCUGAGUGUUGGGUUUAGACUAUUCAUUAUAUUAAAAGUUUACUUACGGCCAGGCACGGUGGCUCACGCCUGUAAUCCCAGCACUUUGGGAGGCCGAGGUGGGUGGAUCACCUCAGGUCAGGAGCUCAAGAACAGCCUGGCCAACAUGGUGAAACCCAGUCUCUACUAAAAUUACAAAAAUUAGCCGGGCAUGAUGGUGGGCACCUGUAAUCGCAGCUACUCGGGAGGCUGAGGCAGGAGAAUCGCUUGAACCUGGGAGGCGGAGGCUGCAGUGAGAGACCAUGCCACUGAACUCCAGCCUGGGUGACAGUGAGACUCCAUCUCAAAAAAAAAAAAAAAAAAAAAAAGAGUUUACUUACAUCAUUAAAGGAGCAAGCCAUUUGAAAUAUAUAUAUAUGCAAAAUAUAUGUAUGUUUUCUAAGAUUUUAAAAUGAACACUUUUCUCAUCAAAUUUCUUAAAGUUUAUUUCUCUUUAAAGUAUGAAUACUAUUUUUGAUUGGCAAAUCAAAGUUGAAUGAAUUUAUGGGGUAAAAUGUGACGUUUGAAUAUAUGUAUGUAAUAUGGAAUGAUUGAGUUGAGUUAAAUAACAUCUAUCAACUCGCUUACCUAUCAUUCUUUGUGGUAAGACAUUUGAAAUGUACUCUUAGUCAUUUUAAAAUACAAUUACAUUGUGGUUUACUAUAGUCACGCUGCUGUGAAAUAGAUCUCAAAAGCUACUUACCUUGUCUAUUUGAAACUUUGUACCCUUCAAUCAAAAACUCUAAUUUCUUCCCACCACAUCAAGCCUCUGGUAACCAUUAUUUCACUUUCUAUUUUUUUUUUUGAGUUAAACUUUAUUAGAUUCUACAUAUAAAUGAGAUUAUGCAGUAUUUGUCUUUCUGUGUCAGGCUUAUUCCAUCUAGCAUAAUGUCUUCAAAUGCAUAUUUCAAACGACGGGAUUUACCCCUUUUUAAGGCUGAAUAGUACUCCAUUGUGUAUCUAUACCACAUUUUAAGAAAUAAUUUAAAUAUAUAUUUAUUGGUUGAAAGACGUGUGUUAUAAAAAUAGUUCUGUGUUGCUGGGCGCAGUGGCUCACGCCUGUAAUCCCAGCACUUUGGGAGGCCGAGGUGGGUGGAUCACCUGAGAUCAGGAGGAUGAGACCAGCCUGGCCAACAUGGUGUAACCCUGUCUCUACUAAAAACCCAAAAGUUAGCCGGGCGUGGUGGCACGCACCUGUAAUCCCAGCUACCCAGGAGGCUGAGGCAGGAGAAUCGCUUGAACUCAGGAGGCGGACGUUGCAGUGAGCCGAGAUCCCACCACUGCACUCCAGCCUGGGCAACAGGGUGAGACUCUGUCUCAAAAAAAAAAAAACAAAAAAAAAACAAAGGACAACAAACAAACCCUUCAAACAGAAAAGAAAUAAUUGUUUUAAUACUCAUUUAUAAUACAAAUUAACAAAAAUGGAAUAAUUGGAUACAUUUUCAUUGUUAUAUGUGUGUGUGUGAAUCUAUAAAAUGGUACAUGAAGAAAUUAAGCCAGAAAAAAGAUAUUUGUAAUGAAUUAAAUUGGAAAGUAGUUAAUUAUUAUUUGCAGAUAUUUUUGUUUACUUAGAUAACAAAAGCAACUGAAAGAAUUUGAAAAGUCUAUUCAGGUCCGGGUGCGGUGGCUCACACCUGUAAUCCCAGCAGUUUGGGAGGCCGAGGCCGGUGGAUCACCUGAGGUCAGGAGUUCGAGACCAGCCUGGCCAACGUGGCAAAACCUUGUCUCUAAUAAAAAUACAAAAAUUAGCCGGGUGUGGUGGUGGGCGCCUGUAAUCCCAGCUACUCAGGAGGCUGACACAGGAGAAUCGCUUGAACCGGAGAGGUGGAGGUUGCAGUGAACCAAACUCACACCAUUGCACUCCAGCCUGGGCGACAAGAGUGAAACUCCAUCUCAAAAAAAAGAAAAGUCUAUUCAGGUGGAUAAGCAAAAUUCGAAGAUGAUCCCCAGGAUUCCCAGCUGUUGCACACCUGCAGUGUUAUCUUUUUAGUGUAAAAAAGUGUGUGACUGCCUGGGCGCGGUGGCUCAGGCCUGUAAUCCCAACACUGGGAGGCAGAGACAGGUGGAUCACCUGAGGUCAGGAGUUCGAGACCAGCCUGGCCAACAUGGCGAAACCCCAUCUCUACUGAAAAUACAAAAUUAGCCAAGCAUGGUGAAGGGCGCCUGUAAUCCCAGCUACUCUGGAGGCUGAGGCAGGAGAAUCACUUGAAUCUGUGAGACGAAGGUUGCAGUGAGCCGAGAUCAUGCCACUGCACUCCAGCCUGGACCACAGAGUGAGACUCCAUCUCAAAAAAAAAAAAAAAAAAAGUGAUUUACUGUGGUAGGAAAUUAAUUACUCAUGAAAUUAGGGUAUUAAUGUGUUGACUUUGUGUUUAUCAAAAGGGAGAUUAUCCUGACUGGGCUAAACUUAAUUAGAGAUGCUUUUAAGAGAAAAAGACACAUCAUAGAAAAACACCCCUGCUGGCCUGGAAGUAAGUGACUUCUAGAUGGGUCAUGUUGUAAGCUUCUUAUGCUGGUCCCCUGGCAGGAAAUAUAUUUGUAUAUUGUCAUAAUUCCUGCCUCUCACAUGUUGCUUCCAGUAGGGAGGGCAGGAGGAUCCCAAGGAAGAGGAAAAAAAGGGGGUCUCAUUCAUGUAAUAAUCACCUCUCAUCUGGGAUAGCUUAAGAUAAACAGAGGAGACCACAACAUGACCACAUCAAUGAGAGAAAAAAGGAAACGUGGUUGAAAGAGUUCACUGGGAUUAUGGAGCAAUAUUUACUAAGUUGUAGUGAAUGAUCAGCUCCUGAGAUACCAAUACACCACGAAGGCUGAACUCAUUCUGAUUAAAUGAGCAUGUCUGCGUAAUUCUGGUGACCCAGUUUUAUACUAUCCAUUACAGAAAUACCAUGGAGACCAGUGGGUACCCUCCUAAAAUUGAACUUAUCGUGAAAAGCAUACCUGAUUCUUUAACAAUUGAAAAACUUUGAAGAAAAUAAUUUUAUUGAUUGAUUUAUUUUAUGUAUUUUGAGAC